This is a messenger RNA of Thermothielavioides terrestris NRRL 8126, 573 nucleotides long. RefSeq lists its product as uncharacterized. Lineage: Eukaryota; Fungi; Ascomycota; Sordariomycetes; Sordariales; Chaetomiaceae. The transcript is spliced from 2 exons. Bases 1 to 573 code for a protein of 190 amino acids. The record is from RefSeq and is a predicted model, not a curated record.
AUGCUCGCCACCACCCUCCUCACCGCCGCACUCACCCUCACCCCCUUCGCCCUGGGCGCCGCCGUCCACCACGGCGCCUCGCCGCUAGCAGCAAGAGCACCAACCGCGGCCCCGACCAGCAGCCCCUCGCCGCCCAAGAGCUUCAUUGGCAAGGGCCAGCUGCGUACGCGCUGGAACGAUGGCGAUUACGCGGACCUGGGCUGCCUGACAGACGGCGGGCAGUGGACAGCCAACGACACGCUGUGCGGCGUCUUCACGGGCGCGCCGCUGGCCCAACCCACCGGCAUGUGGCAGUUCACGCUGACGACCACCGAGGGCGGCUGCUACAUAAUCGGUUCGGAAUUCAAGUGCGACCACGGCAACCCAACUUACCCGACUGCGUACUAUUUCUGGAUCUACCCGUUGCCCAACGCAAUUCCUGGAGUCGACUGUCUGGGUUAUAGCCAGUACGGCCUCAUGGCCAGCGAUGGCAAGAACCCGCCGGCGCCCGAGGAUCCGCCCGAGGAGAUCCACCUCGUGAGUUACUCCGAGGUGGGCAAGUACGUGUGGCUGACUUGGCGGGCACUGGAUUGA